This is a messenger RNA of Carassius gibelio (silver crucian carp), 7268 nucleotides long. Its product is annotated as phospholipid-transporting ATPase ABCA3-like. NCBI's taxonomy places the organism in Eukaryota, Metazoa, Chordata, Actinopteri, Cypriniformes, Cyprinidae. The coding region runs from base 323 to 5449 and encodes 1708 amino acids. The transcript is spliced from 31 exons. The record is from RefSeq and is a predicted model, not a curated record. Gene Ontology annotation, biological process: lipid transport; transmembrane transport. Gene Ontology annotation, cellular component: membrane; intracellular membrane-bounded organelle. Gene Ontology annotation, molecular function: lipid carrier activity; ABC-type transporter activity; ATP binding.
GAUGCACUGACGUCUGUCACGCCCAUAGAACGUACGCGUCGGUCACGUGACCGCAAGCAGCCACCCAGCUGGAGGGGGUCACGUGACCGCGUUUGUUGUGUCCGCAACACACUGCACGGCUGCUGCGCUGCAAUGUCGUUAUCAUCAUCUUCAUCGUUAUUAUCGUCCUCGUGAGUGAUAUUUCCCGACGGAACGUAUCCGUGGCGGGGCCGAGCUAAUCGCGUGAGUGUAUUCAAUGCUCUCCGACUGACAGAGACGCUGCUGGAGCCCAGAGAGGGACAGAAAAACGAGUGAAAGGUUGUGAAGCUCUGUGAGUCUGAAAAUGGCCGUGUGGCAGCAGUUUGGAUUGCUUCUGUGGAAGAACUAUAUUCAGCAAAGGCGUCAGAUCCUGGUCACGCUGGUGGAGAUCGCUCUGCCGCUGCUCUUCUCUGCUAUCCUGAUCGUCCUGCGACAGAAGGUGUCCUUCAUCAACUACCCCAAUGCCACGCAGUAUGGCAGCUUCUCGUUGAGCUACCUGCCGUCCACACUGUGUCGCCCGGACCUGCAGCUGGCCUACGUGCCUGCGAACGCCAGCGUGGUGCGGCGGAUCACCGAGGACGUGCAGCAGAGUCUGCACGGCUGCAUCAGGACCGUACGUGGCUUUGAAACUGAGCAGCAGUUGGAGGAGUUUGUGAAAACGGACCCAAAGUCAGGCAAGAUCUUGGCAGCUAUUGUGUUCGAGCACCAGUUCACACACGAAGACGAGCCGCUUCCUCUGCAGGUCAGCUAUCAUCUGCGCUUCACGUACAGCCCCAGAAACGCCCCGGCGCGCGAGAAGUUUGAGUUCAACCCCAACAGUGAUCUGGACUGGCACACGCUCAGUCUGUUCCCGCUGUUCCAGCUGCCCGGGCCCAGGGAACAACACGAGCCCGACGGGGGCACGCCAGGAUAUUUCCGCGAGGGCUUCCUGCAUGUGCAGCACGCGGUGGACCGGGCCAUCAUGAAGGCCUACAACAGCACGGCGGCGGCGGCGCUCCUCCAGAGAGCCCAAGUGCUGCUGGCUCGCUUCCCUUACCCAGCAUUCAUCUACGACGUCUUCAUCCUGGCCAUCCAGAACCAGCUGCCUCUGCUGCUGGUGCUCAGCUUCACCUACACGUCUCUGAACAUCGUUCGCGCUGUGGUGCAGGAGAAGGAGAGGAAACUGAAGGAGUACAUGCGCAUGAUGGGUCUCAGCAGCUGGUUGCACUGGAGCGCCUGGUUCCUCAUGUUUUUCCUCUUCCUCUCCAUCUCUGUAUUCUUUGUCACCGUGCUUAUCUGCGUCAAGGUGAGUCCUAACGGAGCGGUGUUGAGCUACAGUGACCCCACGCUGGUGUUUGUCUUCCUGCUGGUGUUUGCUGUGUCCACCAUUAACUUCAGCUUCAUGAUCAGCACCUUCUUCUCCAGAGCGAAUGUGGCGGCAGCAGCCGGCGGCUUCAUCUACUUCCUGAGCUACCUGCCGUACGUCUUCCUGUGGCCUCGCUAUGAUCUGCUGUCGCACGCCCAGAAAGUCUCCGCAUGCCUCAUCUCAAACGUGGCCAUGGCCAUGGGAGCCCAGCUGAUCGGCAUGUUCGAGGGCAAAGGGACGGGCAUCCAGUGGCAUAACCUGUUUGAGCCGGUGACGGUGGACGAUGACUUCUCUCUGGCUCAAGUGCUGGGUCUGCUGCUGCUGGACUCUGUGCUGUACGCUCUGGUCACCUGGUACGUGGAAGCCGUGUUUCCGGGAGAAUAUGGAGUCCCUCGUCCCUGGUACUUCUUCAUCCUGCCCUCAUACUGGUGCAGCAGCCCUCGUGUGAGCCUGCUGAAGGAGAAGGAGGACGAGGAGGAGGCCGAGAAGGUGUCGAAGGGUGAAUACUUUGAAGAGGAGCCAGCUGGACUGGACUCGGGGGUCAAGAUCAAACAUUUGGCAAAGGUGUUCAAAGUGGGCAAUAAGACCAAGGAGGCGGUGAGGGAUUUAACUCUCAACAUGUUUGAAGGCCAGAUCACUGUCCUGCUGGGUCACAACGGUGCGGGCAAGACCACCACACUGUCAAUGCUGACUGGCCUUUUCCCGCCCAGCAGUGGUCGUGCGUACAUUAAUGGUUACGACAUAUGUCAGGAUAUGGCUCUGAUCCGCCGGAGCUUGGGCCUGUGUCCGCAGCAUGACGUGCUCUUCGACAACCUCACCGUCCGAGAGCACCUGCUCUUCUACACACAGCUGAAAGGUUAUCCUCGUGAAAAGAUCCCUGAUGAGGUGGACCGUGUCCUGCGGAUCCUGAAUUUGGAGGAUAAGCACCAUGCACGAACCAAAACCCUCUCUGGUGGGAUGAAGAGGAAGCUUUCCAUCGGCAUUGCUUUAAUUGGAGACUCAAAGGUGGUGAUGUUGGACGAGCCCACCUCAGGAAUGGACCCCUCUGCCCGCCGGGCCAUCUGGGACCUGCUGCAGGGCGAGAAGCACGGCCGCACCAUCCUGCUGACCACACACUUCAUGGACGAGGCCGACCUGCUGGGAGAUCGGAUCGCCAUCAUGGCCAGCGGAGAGCUACAAUGCUGCGGCUCGCCGCUCUUCCUCAAGAACAAAUACGGUGCUGGUUACCACAUGGUUAUAGUAAAAGACGCGUUUUGUAAUGUGUCAGAGAUCACCCGUCUAGUGCACAUGUAUGUUCCCGAUGCCACUCUCGAGAGCAGUGCAGGCGCUGAACUCUCGUACAUACUGCCCAAAGAGAGCACCAGCCGGUUUGAGCUGCUGUUUGCUGAGCUGGAGAUGAAUCGAGACGAGCUGGGCAUCGCCAGCUACGGGGCGUCUGUCACCACCAUGGAGGAGGUUUUUCUCAGGGUCGGGAAGCUCGUGGACUCCAGUCUGGAUAUUCAGGCCAUCCAGCUUCCUGCUCUGCAGUACCAGCAUGAACGGCGGUCACAUGACUGGACCAUGGACGACUCCAGCAGCAUCAGUGGCAUGACGGACGUGACUGAUUUCACUGACAGCGGCACGAUGAUCUCAGAGGACGGCUCCAACAUCAAACUCAACAUUGGGGCCAGGCUCUAUAUGCAGCAGUUCUACGCUAUGUUCCUGAAGAGGGCGCUCUACAGCUGGCGCAAUUGGAAAGUGAUGGUGGCUCAGUUUCUGGUGCCGCUCAUUUUCACUGUGUUGGCCCUCGUUGUGGCCCGGGCCCUCCCUGGAAGCCAAAUCACACCCCAGCUCCGUCUGGCACUAAGACAGUAUGGCCCUACUCAUGUACCUGUGGCUGUAGACGUCGGUGCUGGGCCGCUGGCUAGAGCUCUGGCUGAUAUCUAUGCUGCACAGCUGCCUUCCCAGAAUGCCAUUCCUGCCACGAAUAUAACAGAUUUGUCAAAGUAUGUGCUAUAUAAUGCCAUGAGGGAGGGCGGAGCUUUCAAUGAGCACUGCGUGGUGGGGGCGACUUUCAGGGGCCGAUCCAGCAGGAACACUGAGGUCAUCGGCUAUUUCAACAAUCAGGGCUAUCACACCCCCGCUACAGCACUCAUGCUGGUAGACAACGCUCUCUACAAGCUACUGGCCGGACCCGACGCCUCCAUCCAGACUGGAAAUUACCCCAUGCCCCGCAACAUGUCCGAGACGGCCCAGAGCCAGCUUUCUGAGAGUCAGACAGGCUUCGCCAUCGCUAUAAACCUCAUGUACGGCAUGGCAUCAUUAGCCAGCACCUUCGCCCUUCUCCUCGUCUCGGAGCGGUCGGUCAAGUCCAAACAUGUGCAGCAGGUCAGCGGGGUCUACCUUUCCAACUUCUGGUUCUCCGCCCUACUGUGGGAUCUCAUCAACUUUCUGUUGCCCUGCCUGCUCAUGCUGGUGGUCUUCCGGGUGUUUUCAGUGAAAGCAUUUGUGGCUGAGAACCACCUGGUGGACGUUCUGCUGUUGCUGCUUCUGUACGGCUGGGCGGUGAUUCCUCUCAUGUACCUGCUCAGCUUCAUGUUCUCCUCGGCCGCCACUGCUUACACGCGCCUCACUAUCUUCAACAUCCUCAGCGGCACAGCCACCUUCCUCGCGGUCACCAUCAUGACCAUACCUGAGCUCAAGCUGGUAGACCUGUCUCAUCUCCUGGAUAAGAUCUUCCUGAUCUUCCCGAAUUACUGCUUGGGGAUGUCCUUCAGCCAGUUCUAUCAGAACUACGAGAUCCUCACUUUCUGCACCUCCAACUUCUUUGCCGAGUUCAUUUGCAAGGACUUAAACAUCACGUAUCAAGUAAACUACUUCUCCAUGGAUGAGCCUGGAGUGGGUCGCUUCCUGGUGGCCAUGUCCCUGCAGGGUGUUUUCUUCAUCGCCCUGCUUUUCUUCAUCGAGCUACGGUGCAUCCAUGUGCUAUUCAACCCUAGCUCGGGACCCAAGAAGAUUUUGGUGUUGGCAGAAGAAGCUCUUCAACCUGAGGACAGAGAUGUUGCGGAGGAGAGAAAGAGAGUUUUGGAGUGCCAGCCAGUGAUUGACUCCAUGGUGGGCAGCCCACUCAUCCUGCAGGAGCUCAGCAAGGUAUAUUCAUGUGGGCAGUCGCUGUUAGCGGUGGACCGCUUGUCUUUGGCCGUCGGGAAGGGCGAGUGCUUUGGUUUGCUGGGAUUUAAUGGAGCAGGGAAGACCACGACGUUCAAAAUGUUGACGGGUGAUGAAAGAAUAACUUCAGGAGACGCCUUUAUUGACGGCUACAGCGUCCUCCGAGAUGUGAAAAAGGUGCAGCAGAGAAUUGGCUACUGUCCCCAGUUUGACGCGGUGCUAGAUCACAUGACAGGGCGGGAAACCCUGAGCAUGUAUGCCAGACUGAGGGGCAUCCCAGAGAAAUACAUCACAGCCUGUGUAGAAAACGUCCUGCGUUCACUGCUGCUCGAACCUCACGCUGACAAACUUGUCCGCAGCUACAGUGGCGGCAAUAAGAGGAAGUUGAGUGCAGGCAUGGCUCUGAUCGGUGGGCCGCCUGUGAUCUUCCUGGACGAGCCGUCCACUGGCAUGGACCCUGUGGCCAGACGGCUGCUUUGGGAUGCAAUAACACGCACCAGAGAGUCGGGUAAAGCCAUCAUCAUAACCUCACACAGUAUGGAGGAGUGUGAGGCGCUGUGUACUCGGCUGGCUGUCAUGGUGAACGGUCAGUUUAAAUGUCUGGGCAGCCCGCAGCACCUGAAGAGCAAGUUUGGGAGCGGUUACACGCUGCUGGCGAAGGUCCACGUGGGCACGGAGAUAGAGGCGAUGGACCUUCAGCUCUUCAAAGACUUCAUUGAGAGCACCUUUCCAGGAAGUUUACUGAAGGAUGAACACCAGGGAAUGGUCCACUAUCACCUGACUGACAAAACUCUGAGCUGGGCACAGGUGUUUGGAGUUUUAGAAGCAGCCAAAGAGAAGUACAGCAUCGAGGACUACUGCGUCAGCCAGAUCUCUCUGGAGCAGGUGUUCCUCAGCUUCGCCCAGUUCCAGCACUGCGCCGAGGCCUGCAGGAAAUGACCCGCUCGAGCACUAAAGGGGCGGAGCUUCACCUGAGGAGUGGGAGGUACAUCCUGGGCAGACUGACUGGACAUUGCUCAGGUGUCUCUCUUCACACACACAUCUCUGACAUGAUCAUACAUGCGUAACACACACUUCCAGAGAGAGGACCACUAACACAAGAUCUCCACCAGGAGGAGGUUUAUUUCAAAUCUGUGUGUGCAUUUGCGAGUUUCGACAGGAAGUUCGUCACACUAUCGGAAACAGUCAUUCAAUUUUAAUUGGUGGGACUCCGCACUGAAAAGAAAGGACGUUUAUUCAUCAUCUGUAAGCGCGAAAGACAGGAUGUCUCGUGUGCACUUGUGUACGAUUGCUGUGUUAUAUAUAAAUGUCUUUUUUUGUUUGGUUCUGCUCAUCUAUUUUUAUUUUGUAUUUUUACUGUGGUCUCAAUGCUUAAGGUAUGUGUGUUUCACCCCUUUUUCUGAUAAAAUAUGCAAAAAGGCCAGAAAUAUCAGAAAUGCAAUGUCUAAAAACAUGGUAUAGCUGCUUCCUUGGGAUUCGCAAUGUUACUGAAUAUAAAUUUUACAAGAACCGUUACUGAAUAUAAAUUUUAGAGAAUAGCUUAAGGUCAUUUGUAGAAUUUAUACAGUUGAUUUAUUCCCUUUAUCUAGGCAUUGAUAUUCAACUGUUUGUUAGAUAUCAAUUUAUCUUCCACAAAAAAAGCUAAUAGUUCCAUGUAAUAGACAGUUUUGCAUAAGUCACUUUAAACAGUUUUCCGCUGCUAAAAAAAAAAAACAUUCCUCAAAUAUUUUUAUUUUUCUUUAAAUGAGACCACAGAUAUUUUAAUGCUUUUACCCUACACAUUUCUAUUUCAGAUUUUUUUUUUUUUUUUUUUUUUUUUUUUACGAGUGAAACAAUCCUCCAGAUUGUGAUUUAAAAAAAAAAAAUUUUUAUGUAUUUUAUAAUUUUUUCUUUUUUCUUUUUUUUUAAAUGCAGCAUGGGCUUUGUGAAAUUUCGCAGAUGACCACUAGAGGAAAUACAGUGCACUUUUUUUGUUUUUGUUUUCUUCCAUCUGCAUCAAACUGAAUUUCUUUAGAAACACUAAAUGUCUGCUUGUGUGAUUCUUUCACAGAGCAACGACCACAAGCUUUUGUUUUGUUACAUCAUCUUGCAUUACUGAUGUGGACCAAUCCUUGCAUCUUCACAAAGAUCCGAUUGAUUGUCUGUAAAAUCAGUCUAUUUUCAGUUUUUUUGCAUUGAAUGUAUUUUAUGAACUUGUAUUGGUGCCAAGGCUCAGUGACUCUCAGGUCAUCCUGCUCUUUUCUAUAUCGUUAAUGCUAGGUUUCCUCUUAGUCAUUCUUCAGUCAGAUUGAGUGUUUGUUCAACAUGAUUCUGCAUCACUAUAGUGCUCCUUCCAGACCAGGUCCACGUUUCCGUCCACAUUCAUGUGAACUGAAUGUAGUUUCACAGCGAAGGAAGCAAACCCAGGCUCAUUCGAACACACUGACGUACUGUAGAUAAGAUAGGGCUUGAUGGUGACUGACUACAAAUUGUUUCUUUUCUACGUUUUUGAUCUGUCGUUGAUCUGUCUGUUUUGCACAGUGCUCUGACUGUCGUGUCUGAACUGCUUGUUUGAAACUGAAAAUAUUGCAUUUUGGGAAUCGACAAGGCAAACUUGGGAAUGUUAAUGAUGACAAUGUUUAUUAAAAAUGGUCAAAUGUAUGUCAUAAUGCAAAAAGGGAAUUUACAUUGCAAUCUUGUGUACUGUAUCACUAAAUUAACCUUGUGAGAAAUGUAAGUAUUUGUAAUUUCCUUUUAUAUUAAAUCUGCCUUAUUCAAA